This is a messenger RNA of Otolemur garnettii (small-eared galago), 997 nucleotides long. RefSeq names its product nuclear transport factor 2 like export factor 1 (gene NXT1). Gene Ontology annotation, cellular component: nuclear pore central transport channel. NCBI's taxonomy places the organism in Eukaryota, Metazoa, Chordata, Mammalia, Primates, Galagidae. The coding region runs from base 283 to 705 and encodes 140 amino acids. Gene Ontology annotation, biological process: protein import into nucleus. The record is from RefSeq and is a predicted model, not a curated record. The transcript is spliced from 2 exons.
GAACAUUCCCGGGCUCUCAGGUCCUGGCAACACCAACGGAGCGUCCCGGGAGAACGAGGAGGGGAAAAGCUCAGCUCUUCCCGCGCUCCCUCUCGCGGCCUCGGCAGACCUACCCCGUGACCAGCGCUGGGCCCUCGGAGGAGCUCGGCCCGCGCAGGAGGACGGGGGCGUUCCCGACAGUAGGUUGCGAGGCCGGUGCAGACCUGAGCGUUACCACGCAGCCCCUGGCUCCCCAAGUCAGAAGAAACACCCUGGUGGAGACCUCCUCCCACAGAACCAGAGAUGGCCUCCGUGGAUUUCAAGACAUAUGUGGAUCAGGCCUGCCGAGCUGCCGAGGAGUUUGUCAACGUCUACUAUACCACCAUGGAUAAGCGGCGGCGUUUGCUGUCCCGCCUGUAUAUGGGCACAGCCACCCUGGUUUGGAAUGGAAAUGCUGUUUCCGGACAAGAAUCUUUGAGUGAGUUUUUCGAAAUGUUGCCUUCCAGUGAGUUCCAGAUUAAUGUGGUAGACUGCCAACCUGUUCAUGAUGAAGCCACACCAAGCCAGACCACAGUCCUUGUUGUGAUCUGUGGAACGGUGAAGUUUGAGGGCAACAAACAACGGGACUUCAACCAGAACUUCAUCCUGACUGCCCAAGCCUCACCCAGCAACUCUGUGUGGAAGAUUGCAAGUGACUGCUUCCGGUUCCAAGACUGGGCCAACUAGUGGGGACAACAAAGGUCUCUUUGCUUCAGCCCCAACUCUGUAGAGACAGAUCUCAAAUCUCAGAUGUGGGAAACACAGGUUCAUUUCUGUUAUUGCAGGGGCACUGCAAGACUACACUGUGCUGAGGCUGAAUUGGAGUUGUUCAAGUUCUAGGUGCCCCAUUCCUAAGUAUACUUGUUUGUCAUAGUUUCCUUUUAAAAGUAGUAAACUUUUGUAUUUUUCUACUUGACCAGUGGAGCCCCUGAUUCUGGAAAUUCUAACAAAUAAUAUAGUAAUACAAAUGUUAUUUCUU